Molecule: messenger RNA, 6887 nt
Organism: Sphaeramia orbicularis (orbiculate cardinalfish)
Lineage: Eukaryota; Metazoa; Chordata; Actinopteri; Kurtiformes; Apogonidae
Gene: ypel1
Product: yippee-like 1
Exons: 5
Coding region: 552-911 (119 amino acids)
Source: RefSeq, a predicted model, not a curated record
AUCUGAGUAUAAAUAAAGCCCAGACGGGACAGCUCGGCUCGGCUCGCUUCGUCCCGUCCCGCUGCUGUCGGACACCCACCACAGUAGAACAUUAGAACAGCCGUCAAACAGCUGCAUCCUCCACACACUGUGACCUGCAUCGCGGAUGGGACUCCACUCCGACCGGACCCACGCACGGACAUCAUAUAUCCACGCGUUGUCCUCCUUUGUCUUGUCAUUACUCUUAUUGGAGCUCAGUCCGGAGCCUUUAUGAAUUUCCACCGGGGAAGAGACUUUUUAAUGGCAUUGGACUGCCGUGGUGCGUUUACGGGCCGGUGAAGGUGGUGGAGUGGAUUUGUCCUUUUUCCACUGCCGAAGGGGGGGAGGCCAAGUGUGUGUUUAGGGUUUGAUUUUCUCCUGUGGUGUCUGUGUGGAGCGAACCACACACCCACUCCACAACAACGACGGCUUUUGCUUGCAUCUUCCAGUGUUUCUUCUGUCAGCAAGUCCAGCAGAGCUGCAACUCUUCCAGUGCCAGCCCUGACACCAGCGAGGAGCCCUGCCCCACUGACAUGGUGAAGAUGACCAAGUCUAAAACCUUCCAGGCUUACCUGCCCACCUGCCACCGCACCUACAGCUGCAUCCACUGCCGGGCGCACCUGGCCAACCACGACGAGCUCAUCUCAAAGUCAUUUCAAGGCAGUCAAGGAAGAGCCUAUCUGUUUAAUUCAGUGGUGAAUGUCGGCUGUGGUCCAGCUGAGGAGCGGGUUCUCCUCACAGGUUUACAUGCUGUGGCUGACAUCUACUGUGAAAACUGUAAAACCACCCUGGGUUGGAAAUAUGAGCAUGCGUUUGAGAGUAGUCAAAAGUACAAAGAGGGAAAAUUCAUCAUCGAGCUGGCUCACAUGAUCAAGGACAACGGAUGGGAGUGAUGCCCUGUCUUCGUCUGACCUUGGAAUGCUCUUUAUUGAACUGCGUGGAGCGGCAACUAUCACCCCCCCUCUUCCCCCUAACAGCCCCCCACCUUCUCCACCGUUCAGAAGAAAAAACCCUCCACCUCGGUGUCCUUCACGUGCACACACCCACCUGCUCAUCACCUGAACAGAACUAAUAAUGACUACAACAAGGAGCAACUGUUGAAAACUCACUUCACGGGAGUCCUGUCGUUAUUAUGGUGAUCGUGUGUUCUCCUUUUCAGCUAUGGAGCUUUAGGGUUUGACCCCGCCCACUCACUGUCACCCCGCCCCCCCCUCACCAAACCACGCUUACAAAUGAUUGUGGUGAUAAUGGUGACCACUAUGGGAAAGGAGACGGACUUCACUAAGAGGAUAUUUGUCUUUGUUUUCUUUAUUUUGCCGGUCCAGCGACAUGGACGACUUUGGUUCUGAUAAUGUUAUUUGAACUAGUUUUAACUUUUGGGGUUUGGUAAGAUUUCAGUUUGAUGGCAGAUGGAUGUUACUGGUUAGCAUUUUAUUUUCCUGUCAAGUCUGUCAUGUUGUUUUUUUGUUUGUGUCUGGCUUUUAUCUCUGCCGAUAGCUGAGCAUGCUUUUCUUUGCUAAUGUCCAAAUGAGCAAUCAGGGAUGGGUGAGGAGCAGAGGGGAAAGGGACUUUAUUAGAGUUACAAAUAUGUAGCAGCAUUUUGCUUUUUUUUUUUUUUAAAGAAAUGGUGAAGGAUGGGAUUGCAGUAGUGUGAUAUUUUAUACCUGAUACAUUUUUCUGUAUUUUUCUUUUUCUUUAUCGUGAAUUUUCUUUACUUCUUCCCCUUCUGGUACUGUUCAGCACCCAAAAAGCAUUGAAAGCAGCAACUAGUAUUUGUUUGACAUAAAUGGAUAUAUAUACAUAUAUAAAUACCUAUACAUAAAUAUACAUAUAUAAAUAUAUAGAUAUAUAAAUAUUUGUAGUGUUUGGCUAAAUGCGAUUGUGGCUGGUCCCAUUUUGCAGCAGUACCAUAAGUGAAGACAUGAAAAGGCGCAGAAAUGGUUUCUAGACUGGGGAACCUGAUAUCAGUGUCCACGUCAUAAAACAUUAUGGCAGAUUGUAUUAUGUAUUAUUCCAUUGUCUGGUAAAGAAACAAUGAGAGACACAACUACAUAUGAAUAUCUAACACAAACUAUGGCUACAUAUCCACAAAUACUAUGAAAAAUGUUUGUAGUACAUAGAUAUUGGAACAUGGAAUAUAUAUAUAUAUAUAUAUAUAUAUAUAUAUAUAUAUAUAUAUAUAUAUAUAUAUAUAUUGCUGUCAUGCACAUAUGUAUAUAUGCAUAUGAUGUGUGUAUAUAUGCAUUGCGUGUGUGUGGUCAUGCAUUACACAGUUGCAUACUUGAACGACGCUACUUCAUUUGCACUUUGUAGAGGCCUUUGAUUCAUUUCAGUUUGGAGGCAAAAAAAAGUUUGUGGAUUCAGCAUUUUAAUGGCCUUUUCACAGAUGGGUUGUUGGAGACAGAAGGAAAGUUUGAGCUGGACACUGAGGGGUUUUUUUUUUUUUUUUAGAACUGCAUUGUGUAGCAGCUGUCUGUUAGAUAAUGUGGUUACAUUUUGUUGCAAAGCUCAUUGACGAUGUUGGCUUGUCCUUUGUUUUUGUUGCUAAAUCUAAGCCCUUCUGGACAGUAAACGGUAGUUUCCGAUACUUCGCUGCUAUGUGGUAGAUACCCGGUCAGUUCUUCCCGCUCCUGUAGGUCUUUUGCACUUUAUGCUUCUCUUACUCCGACUCUGGGCUUUGUGAACCAGCUCUUUGUGGACGUCACCAGUGAUUUGCCUCUAAGCUGUAUGAAUCUUGUGCCUCUUCAAAACAUGAACAGCCUCCCUUUUUUCUGUUGUGCAGUGCAUAACUCCAAAAAAAGAAGAAAAAAAGAAAAAAAAAACCUUCAUGUGAACCGAUGUGUCUUCCCCCUUCUGGUUCAAAGAGGCCCUCAAAAAUAACGUUCCUCACCAAAUCCUUGUCGAACUCUGCCCUGUUUUUCUGGACAACAGAGACUUUUUCAAACCUGAAUGAUAUACAUAAACACAUAUUUUCUAUUUUUCAAAAAACAGAUGGACAUUUAGUAUAUUAUUUGUCAGAGUAAAAAAGAGGAAGCGGUGUGGAAUAUGCAGGACGCCCAGGGCUGGUUGUUUGACUUUUGAUUGGAUGGACAUAAAGAUAGCAGGAGGUUAAGGUGGGGGCAGGGUGGGAGGGGACAGAUUUAAAAAUCAGCAGUGAUUGAUUACUUUGCCGGCAAGGUCAGUCAGAUCACACCACCUUUAUCUUAAAACAAUGACAAUGCAAACCCUGAAUAGUUAGCAGUGAUACUUACUUGAAAACAUAAACAGCUGAGAUAUUGGCCCGUGUUACACUUUUUGUACAUAAAGUAACAUAUUUAAGGUUUUAUACGUAUUUCUACUGGGUUAGUUCUUUUACUUCCCCAACUUGAAGCACUUUUGUUCACUGUACCUCUGAUGUGUGUGUUUGUAUACAUGUGUGUGUGCAUGCACGCGUGGUCGUCUUCAUGCGUGUUUGCAUCCACAUGCAGGUGAAUGUUUAGUUUCUUUUCCACAGACAGUUUUAUUUCUUGAUUUCCCUCUCUUUCUUUUGAAGUGUUUUAGUUGUCCUGUUUUUCUUUCGCAGCUGUUUGGUUUCGCUGUCUCUCCCGGUGAUCUGCAAGGCCAAGAGCCAGUGUUUUUCUUUUUUCUUUUUUUUCUUUUUUUUUUUUUUUUGUUGUUUUAGAGUGAGAUAUCCCCGUUAAUGUUCUUUUGUUUGUUUUUUUUGUUAGCGUGUUUAUUUAGCUUGUGUGGUGAGAGCCCAUUGGAGGGCCCAUGUUUAGGUCUCUGCUGAGCCAUGUAGAUGUUGAGGGCGAGCUGGAAUCUCCCACCACGUCGCAGGGAGAGCCUUUACCAAGACCCUUUCACCACCACAGUCAGUCUGUCCUGUAUAGAGGGCUUUCAGGUGAUUAAACACAUCCACUGGUGGCCAGAGCCAAGCUCACAAACUCUUAAUACCGGCUGUAAUUGUGUUUGGAGACUUAUUUUCACCAUCUCAGGCCAACAUUUGACAAUGUAUACAGUAUAUUUCUUCGCUGGUCUUCACUGGAAAGUAGCGGUUACAUCUCUAAUACCCCUUUACCAUCGAGGCAGUUCUGGGGCUGGUGCUUUAUCUCCAACCAGUUCUUUGCGCCUUAACGGCCAAAGAACAAACUAUCAGACCUGGAAUACUGAUUCCAGAGCAACACCAACACUUUGCUUUGUCUAUUUCUAUUUGUGUCUAUUAUUAUAUACGGUUCACGAGCCAGCCGUAACGUAAUACUGGGGGCUCAUCCGGGAUCCAACAGGAAGCUUUCCAAAAUUAAGCUUGAUGUAACGAUAGGUAACUGAGAACCACUUGCAUAACAAGCUGGAGGCGGGGUUAAAAUGAUCAAACAGGUUAGCUAAGACUGUGACAGAGCUCAAGUAACGUCUACUGUUCCUGAUCCAAAUGAGCAAAGCAGCAUGUUGAUAAUAGUCCACUAUCUAGACCCUUUCUGGUGGUUCUGUGGCGUCUCUCUUGCUAGUUCUUACAAGGUGUGCACAUAGUUCCAACUUCAGACCAUCACUAGCACCAGCCCAGAACUGGCAUCAUGUUUGUUUUAUGUGGAAAUGGGGUAGAACUGAUUUGAUAUUUUGCAUUCAGACUAGUUAUGCUUGUUGAACGGCAGGUUAACCAGAGUUCUGGAGCCGCAUCCUUUGAUGAAUGCAUUUCUUGAGAAAAUGUGCUUUAGAAAGUCAAAGAAGGUAUGCAUUAUUUCACAGGGUGCUAGAAAUGCUGCCUUUUGUACCUCAGUUUGCACAUUUCAUCCUGUACUGGGCACCUGUCAUUAAAAAUGGAACCUAACAGCAGGAGGAACUCUGACUUUGGCUGAUGUCGGUCUUAACUGGCUGCAGUGAUAAAGACUCAUGUAAGAGUUGGCCAGUUUCCACCACAACCAUCAGGAGCCACAUUUCAAUCAAAACAACCUUUUCCAGAAAUUACAAACCUAUGGAGGACCAAAGUCUGGCAUAUUACUCCCCCAAAACAUCGUCAUGUUCAGAAAUUACUUCUUCCUGAUAUUUGAAAAACUCUUUUGACCUGUUAGGACAGUAUUUAAAUUUUGACCUCCCUUUCCAAAAAGCUGAAGCAGUUCUUGAUUUUCAACACUUUUUACUUUGGAGUUUACAUAGUGACAAGUCCAGAUGUUAUCUGUAUAAUCACAUCCAAAAACUAACAUCUAAACAAAAGGGCUUGUUCGUGCUUCCGUAGAUUUAAUUUGCUAAUCUUUGUAAGUUUAAACCAACAUCCAACCAUAUGAAUGAAUGUUUUGCUACAACAGUUCCGGUGUUGUGCCAAAAUCUAACCCUCCCUCCCUCCCUAACUUUACUGCCUCCACCAUCGUCGUCAUACAAUUCGACCCCUUUCAAACUAAAAGUUGUCUCUAUUCCAACAUCCUAACCCUAACCAAGUCAAAACCUAAUCAUGUAGUGAUGUACUCAUGGGAAGAAGAAGCUGAAGAGGGUCAGAACCAAACGACACGUAGAGUGGAAAUGUGACUGAUGAACUACUUUUAAGCGUAAUUUUAGGCUAUUAUUUGGCUAAUUUUGACCUAAAGUUAAUUUUUACUGUAUAUUCCACUGGUCUUUUACGGUUUGUAAAGUUUGGAAAUAUCGUAUGACCUCAAUGAACUUACCACGUACCUUCCGUCACUCAGUCAAUCAUUAAUUCCUGGUAAACGUGCAACAUUUCGUGGUUAACAGGUUUUCUUUCCAUGUGGUGAACUCGACUGACUUUGACAGUCCCUAGACACCGAGUGCCAAAUGCACCGUUUGUUUCAGUUGGUUUCAGCGUCAUUUGAGAAUCAGCUCAUCUUUCAGGAGCUUUGACUGACUUUUUUUUUUUUUAAUACAAGGAAUGCAUUCUUCAAAGGUUACAGCUCUGUUGUUUAACUCUCUUUUAUGUGCCCAGCCUUCACUACUUGGUCGGAAUAACAUAUUUGGCUGCCAACGCCAGCUGUUUGAGAAUUUAAACAGGGUUGUAAAGACCAGCAACUGGUAGAUAAUUAGACAAAAAUGACCUUAUCACAGCCGACCAAAAUGACCUAGAGAAGCUUUUUUUUUAUUUAUUUAUUUAUUUUUUUUUUUUUUUGCAUUUCCCUUUACUUUUGCCAGUUGUUGAAGCAAGGGGGGCCUCUAAGAUCGCACCACCAGUGGUUUCUGGGAGACUAGUUCCCCAACUGCAGACCCUCUAUACUCUGUCUUCGAUCAGUUGAAUAAUUAAAAAGCAGUUGCCAGUGUCCCCGUCGGUUUGUACCAAAUAAGAACCAGGUUCUAUUGAAUGCAUCAGUGUCAUGUGUCGGGGCAGGAAGGAAGCCAGUGAAUCAUGAUCCAGUGUCUCCUGGAGAUUCAACUGCUCAUACCAAAACUAAAGAGGAGGAGGAGGAGCUGGAAUCCUGUCAACUGUGACAUUGUCUUUCUCUAGAAUGUUUUGAUUCUCUGAACUUAACAGUGUCAAAGCAGCCUGGAUGAAAAAUGUAGAUAUUUGCUGCUGAAAACUGUUUACUUUUUAUUGUUAUUUUUGUUUUUUCGUGACACUGGCUACCUACUUUUUGAGCUGUUACUGUCAAGAAAACGUACCUGAAAGGAUGUUGAUCAAAGGCCAGAUGGGUACACGGGGAAAAGACUGUACAAGUUCUUUUCUUAUGACUGUUCAACGCAGUUUAAGGUCUAAAGCAUGUUGUAUUUAUAAUGGCUAUAUGUCGUGCCUGUUUUAUUAUUUUUUUUCCUAAAUUUAAAACAAAAAUAUUAUAUGCUUUUUAUUUGACUACAUUGCUUUGCAUUCUGUCUUAGUAAAACCAUGUCACAUGUCUGUUUUCACUCUAAUGUAAACUAUCAGAUAUCACAAUAAAUUUUCAGUGGCAUUAAAUUGUGAA